GGGGGAGGGCCGGGCGCCCGGAUGUCGAUCAAAAUGAGCGAGCCCCAGCCCUGCGCUGGCCGCCCGGGCGGGGGGAGCCGCAGCGCGGCGGCACCGGGCUCCGGCGGGGAGGCGGCCGGCACAUGGGCCCGCGGGCUUUGGCAGCGGGGUAGAGCCUGGACAGCUGCGGACGGAGCUCAUGGAUAGAGGACGUUUGGCAGGAUAACCCCGCGAUGGCUGCCCAGUCGAGCUUGUGCAAUGAGGACAGAAACUUGCUGCGGAUUCGAGAGAAAGAGAGACGGAGUCAGGAGGUUCUGGAAGACAAAAAACAGUUCUCUGAGAAAACUCCCCUCUUUGCAGAACCCUACAAGACUAAUAAAGGAGAUGAGUUGUCAAGCCGAAUUCAGAACAUGUUGGGCAAUUAUGAGGAGGUCAAGGAGUUCAUGAGCAACAAAUCUUGUCAAAACCUUAUAGGGAUUCCAAAGAGCGUUGCCCCUCAGUUUCCCCCCGGACAGCCUGAUCGCCCGUACUUCCCUGAGAAGGCCAUCCGUACAUUGCCAUCUUCAUUCCAGCACCUGACCCGCUGUCCGCCCGUGGGACCCAUGCUUGUACCCUCUCGUCCUCCAAGCCACUCCAGUCAUUACCAAAAGGCACAGUCAGGAGCAGAACCAGCUUCAGGUUUGCACAGCAAGGGCCGCAGCUUACCCAGCGCUCGCAGCCACGGUCAGGAGCACGGCCGUGGUGGCCGGGACACUCAGGCAGGUUUUCCCCACAGCCACAAAGGCAAGCCUGGGAGCGGGGAAGGUCGUGCUCAUGGUCUGCAGGCCUCCCCUCUGGCACUUUCCCCGUUCCUGCCGUGUUUGUUGUCUUCUCCCGUGGCACCCCUGUCACCUCUACAUUCCAGCCAGCAUGUCAAUUCCAGGUCACAGAACAGCAGCAGAAGUCAUGGGUCAACCUACAGUCAAACCAAAUCAUUACAGGACUUAGUGACAGGAUCACAGGAGAAGGAAAGUCGGGACAGCCCAGCCGUUACCUUGACCAGCACCACUCAGCCUUCCUCUCAGACUUUUCCCCCUUCUUUGACAUCAAAAGCCAGUGCAAUGCAGCAGAAACCAACUGCCUAUGUCAGACCCAUGGAUGGCCAAGAUCAGGCAUCAUUUGAAUCCCUGGAGCUCAAACCUCUCCUGGAGGAAUACCAUGAAGGACCCAAUGAAGAUGUCUCGGAUUUGAAGGCAAAAGUUAAAGCUGAACUGUCCAAGUUGGAAACCCCUUCUGAGCCCAAGGAAGAGACUGAUGAUGAUCUCUCAGAUUUGAAGGCAAAAGCCAAAGCAGAACUGUCCAAAUUCGAAACCCCUUCUGAGCCCAUAGAGCAAACCAACCCCAUUGAUGUGCAGUCCAUUGAAGAAAUUUUGAGGGAAAUGACCCGCUCUUGGCCACCUCCCCUGACAGCUCUUAAUACACCUACUAAAGCAGAACCUUCCAAAUUUCCAUUCCCAGCAAAGGAAUUGCAACCUGAAGGAUCUGUAGCAAAGGAUCAGAAGCACUAUGGACCGCCUUCAGAAAUGUUGCCAGGUUCUCAGUCAAGAACAUCAAUGCUCCAGGACGACCUGCAGCUCAGUGAUAGUGAAGAGAGUGGUGACGAUCAAGUUGUUGAAAAGUCACCUUCUUCACUUGCUCCUCCAAGUUCCUUACAGUCCCAGCCCAAGAGCGUGGCAUCAGCACAUUCCAGCAGCUCAGAGUCAGGGAGCACCAGUGACUCAGACAGCUCCUCAGACUCGGAGACAGAGAGCCACUCGAGUGACAGUGACACCAGCGACCCUCCCAGAGCACCAGCACCUGAGCCCGAGCCACCAACUUCUAAUAAGUGGCAGCUGGACAACUGGCUGACCAAGGUGAACCCACCAGCAGUGCCAACAGAGAGCCCCAGUGACAUUGCCCAAGGGGGUGGAUGUGAGGAGGUCAAGAAGCAGGAGCAGGGCAUCAGCAGCAAUUCCUCCCAGCAGCACGCUGAGCUGAGGGAGCCUCCUCACAAGAGCCAGGUGGCCAGGGCUCCCCAGGAGGCUCCUCCGACCAAACGCAGCUUCCAGAGGGCUCCUGCGCACGCUGAGCAGCCCUCGCCCAGGCAGACUGUGGGCAUCAAAAGGCCCAGCAAGCCCCUGGUGCACGAGGGGCCCAGGAGUGGCCUGAAGAUGGAGAGUGAGCCUGGUCCUUUGGAGGUCGCAGAUCAGUCUUUCAGGGACAAGCCAAAAGUCAAAAAAACUGUGAAGACAAAAUCCAAUGACAGAAAAGACCCAAAACCAGGACUUCAAGAGCCCUCUGAGAAAAAAAAGGACAAGGGCUCCUACCAGGCCAAGGCCAAACCUUUCUUGGAGCCCAGGCUCAUGGGAGAUGCCCAGGCACGCGAUGGCCAGGGCACAGCUCCCAUCAGGACCAGCAGCCACAGGCCUCAGGAUUUGCACAAGGAGAAAUUGCCCUUGCCUCUCGGAGAGAAGUUGCUCUCACCAGUGAGGGAUCCCCCAACCCGUGAGCACCUCGUGGUGAAAAUAGAUCUCUGUCACCUGGAAAAAGUCCCUCAGCCCCCCAGGAAAAAUGGGCACCAGAGGAAAGCAGAGACCAAGGACCUUCCUGAUGUGAGGAAGCAAGACUUGAAGAGGAAAGCCACGGGUACUCCUGAGGACUCCCUUGCAAAGAAGAAGAGGGGAGAGAAGGAGGAGACUGAUAAGAAGAAAAUGAAAUCUGAAAAAAAACCCAAAUCAUUGCAGUCUUCAGCUAAAGAAGACUCCAGUAAAUUGAAAGCAUCAAAAGCUUCAUCUGAAACCCAGAAGAAAGAUGUGCUCCCACCACUGCCAUCCAUGUCUGCUGCACAACCUGCCCCAAAGUCAGCCAAGAUGUCCCAAAAGAGACCCAGAAAUGAGACUGAUGAGCUGCAGGCCAUGGACAACCCUGCCAAGAACAAGAGCAACCACAAGGAUCCUUUGUUUGCCAAGCACAGGAGAGUGGAGGGAAAUCAUAUGGAACUGUCAAAGGGUAUCAAAGGAUCUGCAGGUGAUGUCACAAAGCCUUUCCCAGUGCCUUCUAUGCCAAAUGGUACCUCUAAGCCAAGGAGACCUCUGCUCAAGUUUGAAAAGCAACAUUCAAAGGAAUACUACAUUGAACAGGCCCAGAGGCUGAAGCACAAAGCCGAUGCAAUGACUGACAAGACUGGAAAGGCCUUUCAGUACCUGGAGGCUGCCCUUCUAUUCAUUGAAUACGGGAUUGCCUUGGAAUCAGAUGUGCCGGAACCCAAAUCAGCUUACAGCAUAUUCAGUGACACCAUAGUUCUCAUCAAAUUCAUUAUGACUUUGAAACCAUUUGCAGACUCCUCAGUCUCUUCACACGGAAAAAUCUUUGCUGUGUUACGCAUGCGCUGCCAGUCCAUUCUGCACAUGGCAAUGUUUGGUUACAAAAAGGACACUGCAAUGAGGUAUUCCAGACUCCUGAAUGACCACUUCAAGAGUAAUUUCAGAGCACCUUCUCCAGGUGUUGCAAGAAGCACAGGCUUGCCUUCUCCUCUUUCUCCAAUACCCUCUCCUGCUGGAUCUGUGAGUUCUCAGCUGGGAUCAAAUGAUAGCAAUGGCGUUGGCCACAGCAGCAUUGGCAACAGCACUGGCUCUACUGUCACUGUCUCCUCCCAUAUCUCCAGUGUCACCUCUUCCUAUGUCAACAUCACCUCCUAUAUCCUCCAUGCAUAUGAAAUUUGGGAAAAGGCUGAUGCACUGGCCAGAAAGAAUAAAGAGUUUUUUGCUGAGCUCAGCAGAGCGACGAGUGCUCUGGCACUGACCAGUAGCCUGACAGACCUGGUACACUACAUCAGACAGGGAUUACAGUGGCUGAGACUGGAAGCAAAUAUGCCUUAACUGGUUCUCCAGGUCGUUAAAUACCUUGAAGUUUUUUUGCACUUUUGAAGCCUCAGAAACAGUUUAAUUUUUGUUUUAAUUGUUCAAUACAAAGCACCUGCAAGGGAAAAUAUUUUAAAUAAAGUUGGAAGUUAUCUGGCUACACUGGAAAACCCUUGAACUGUGUUUUUCUAGGGUAGCACUUUGCUACCUUGAAAAAGAAGAGACAGAGGAUGGCACCUUCCUUUAAAAUGAUGAAGUGCAAUGAAUUGUCUGAAUGGCCCGAUGUAUUGAUGGUCUAUAAACAUUUCUUUUACAAAUAACCAGCAGGACAAUAAUUGCACACGAUGCUGACAAGAAGGAAAUCUGCCUCCAGAGGUGGUUAUGCAACAUCCCACAGUCUGCAGCAGUUGUGUGCCCAGACAACAUGCUAGAGGAGCUGCUUCUGCAAGCACAGAUGCAAUCAUUGGUGUCUUUGUUCCUCAGAGAGCAAGUAGCAACUUCAUCAAGCACCGAACAGCGUUAUGUUACAGGAAAAGCAGCAAAAGGAUCUGCUCUGCCUGCUUUCCAACCUCACCCUCCUGCUUUUGUCAGCCAGCUGACAAAACUGAGGAAGCCACUGCCUUCAGUGCUGCAAGUUUUCUUUUCAAGUCGUCACUGCUUUGGUCCUCCUUGCUGUGCUGCCAUGCACAUCCAUGCCCCUGGCACUCCAGCUGUGUUACUGAAGGGCUGGCUCAGCUCUAGCCUUGAAAGUCAAACAUAGUUGGGGUGGCAAAACGACGUGGUGUGUUUGAAAUAGCUCUGCCUCCUUGCUGAGAGAUGUCACCAUCAGGAUUCUUUGUGGGGCUGAUGUUUUGUCAUUCUUGUGGGUGGGGGUGGAAAGCUGCACUGGUUCACUGUGAUUUCUUGGACAUUGUUCUAAGAGCUUCCAUGAGAGGAAAUUGCUUCUGGUAAAGGAGGAAUUAAGUGGCUGAAUGUGGAACAUAAGAUAAAUUUUGCAUUUGGAUAUUUGCCUGAAACCAUUGAGGGUCUUGGUGAAUAUCUAAGAGCAGGAUUUGUACGAAAGUAGGAUCUUCUUCAUUUGGGAGACAACUCCUCUGUUCUCUCAGCUGUGCUAUAGGAUGGGCCCAGUGACUUAGAAACCUGUCAAGGGGACAAGAAAGGGAAUAAUGAGCUGUUUCUAAGCAUUAUUUUCCUCAUCACAGUAUCAGUGAAGGCAGCACCCAUGGCAUUUGUGUAUUCAAUGAGAUGACACCCAUCUCUACCCAAAAAUUCCUUGUGGUGUGACAGCAGCAUCCUGCCAUCCUCAUACGCAAUAGUGUGCCUUAGCCCGCUGGUCCCCUGUCACAUCCCUCGGCCUCUCUAUCACAGACCCCUGGGACUGGAGAAGAGAAGGAUGGUAUCCCAAAAUAAUUGUGUUUAGCAGAAAGAAUUAGCUCCCUUUUCCACAUAAUUUCACAAUUAGGGAGGAGCAGUUCUGCAGAUGUGCAGAAGUACCCACUUUGUAGAAUACCUGAUCAUGGGUUUGAGGCUCAUGAAAAUGGACAGUGAAUAAAUACCAGCAAAAGUUUUGCAUUUCCAAAAGUAGAAGUGGCUCCUGCCACGGGGAAGCCUGGGCUCUUCUUGACUCUGGGAGGAGAUGAUGGGAGCGUGCUGGUCCCGAGCACAGGGGAGCUCUCCUGUCACCUUCCUGGUGUUCCUGGCAGCACAGGAACACCAGGAUCAUGGCUGCGCCUUUUGCAACUUGAAGGGAUUGGCCUUUUUCAUUCACUUUGUUAAAACCUCAGAGCAAUUCAGGGAUGAGCUGUCCUGACAAGUGGAAGGAAGAUCCAUGGCCCUCCUCCCCAUUUUACCUAUCAAGCUUUGCUUGCACUCCUCUCCCCUGGAGCAGGGUCAGAGAAGGGCUCAGCAUUAACUGUUUUGUUCUCAGGAAGCGUGGGGAUGGGCAGCCAGCCUGGAGUCUGAUGUGCACUUUGGAACUUGAUCCCAGGCUGGUGGAUCGAUGCCACCUUUGGACUUUGUCUUCAGACAAAGCUAUUUCUAGGAUCAUCAGCUGAGGAGGAGGAGGAAAGAUGAAAGCUUUAUUGAACUUGGAAACCACUGUGGGAGCCUGCAGGAACCAUAGCAGAGUGUGAGGGGAAAGCAUAAGGGGCACCAGAGGCAGGAGUGUCCUGGUACUUUCCUUCUCUGUGCAUCCAUGUCCCUCCCUGCUGCCAGGAGAGCUGCUUGCUGCUGUGCAGAAGUGGUUGUGUGAGGGCUGCCCCCAUUCCCAGGACCAGCUCCCCUGGGCUUUGAGGGAAAGAACAUCACAGGCAGUUUGUGUCACAGGCAUGGGGGGACUCUUUGGGGGCUCUCAGUUGGAAAGCAGUCUGUGGGAGCAUCACUCCCAAGCUCCACAGCAGGAAGUUAGGUUUUGUUUCAGGACACAGAGAAAGACUGUUCAAAUAAUAGGAAAAUUUAAAAAAAGCCAUCAUAUUUCAACCUUGAGCCAGGUCAGAGGCCUGCAGAGGGUUUGGAAGGAAGCUUAUAAUUUUCACCUGGGCCUAUUCAGGCCUUUAAAAAAAACAAACAGAAAUUAAAUAGAAACAAAUCAAAAUGUAGCAGUGGAGGAAAUAGCAUUUGCCAUUCAGAAGCAAACCAUUAAUCCAAGGAAAACCAGGGGUGAUUGUUUAAUCCCAGAAAGAAUGGAGGCAGCUAUGGUGGCAAAGCAGCAUCAUUUCCACGCAAUAUUUAUUUAAAAGAAAUAAUAAUACAUGCGUUGAAAUUGUCAAAUAUUCUAUUUUUAAGAUGCCAUUUAUUUAAUAGUUGAAAACCCCACUUACAUGGAGAUAGAGAUCUCUUGUGUAACUGAAAGUCAAAGUCUGACUGCAAUGUCGUUGUUUUUGGUUUUGUCCUCUCCCCUCCCUCUUGGUUUUCACGAUAAAUCUGUGCAUCUUAUUUUGGGGAUGUAUGUCCCUAUUGUAUAUAACCUUUUUCUGCCCUGUGUGUGAUGGAAUUUCUGAGAUGAUUGAUUCAUAUGGGGGAAAUAAACAAUAAAUGAAUGUUUGUUAUGAGGUGUUUCAAGAGUCCUUGUGUUCUCAGCUUCUUGCAGAGAAAUUCUAGUGUAGCUUUUCUCUGAAAGGACUCGAGUGUUUCCCUUCUGAAUGAGAUUUAGGUAUGAAUUUCUGUACAAGAAGUCUCUUGUUCCCUUUGCUGCUCUGUUUGUCACCCCUUGCCCUUUCCUUUAUGACCAAAAGUGGUGCAAAUGUAGAUGCUCAGAGUGGCAGGAGCAUCAUGACUUGGGAAGUGUUCUUCCUACCCUCCCAAAUCCGAUGCAGGGAAGGCUGUGCUGGGCCAGCUGCUGCAGCCAGCAGAGCCUGGCUCUGAGCCCUUCCUGGCAGGAGCAGCCACAGGUUGGUUUCAGCCAGUCCAACGAGGGACAUUAGAAAGCCAGGAGACAAGGCACAGAAGUGGUGGCUGGAGGGUCCUGCUCUGUGUUUGCCACAAAGGUGUUGAAGGGCUCAGUUUAUGGAUUGGUUUCUGAAAGGCUGUGAGGAGGAUUUCCCUCAGGGAAUCCCACAGGAUUUAAUGCCCUGUGGUAGCAGUGUCUCAUUGGUUGUGCAAGGGGAUCUCUUCCAUGGCCUUGUACUUUUCAUUGGAAGCUUUUCCCACUUUUUGUUUUCCAAGUUGUUCCUUGGAAGAAUGGUUUUGGCAUCUCUGUGCACUUUUGGGAUACAAUUUGUGAUUCUGUUCUGCAGCAGGCAUUGCACCCAGGAUGUUUGCUAAUAAUGGAUGUGGUCUCGUGCACUGUGUGGAUUGUAGGGAUGCUGACACCUGGGCAAUGCCCACUGGGAAUGCUGCUGGUCCAGGUGCUGUGCAUAGAAAUGCACUCUUGGAUUGUGGUCGGUGCAGGACUGGGGCAAAGCAGGGAGCGUUAAUUUUGGGGGUGGGAUGGAGAUGGGGUUGAACAUGCCAGCAGGGGGGCCAUUCAAAAGCCAGGCAGGAUGUGGGGCUGUAGCAAGUGUUGGCUGCCCAGCUUGGCUUUCUGCCCAGGGUAGUGGCCCCCCCGGGCUAACACAGCCAAAAAUAUUUUUCCGAUAAUACUAAAGAAAUACAUUGUCAUUUCUUUAAUUAUCGAGUAUUUAUUGCCCAAACCUAAUUUUGCAAUCCUGUUUGAUUUGAGAUUUUUUUUAUUGAUUAUAGAUGAACUUGUGUUCUGCCUUUGGCUUGGCUUAUCCUUUCAAAAACAAAUGUCAUUUUUGGCAAAUCACCUGAGUUAAAGUCAGUUGCACUUUCUCAGCCCUGUGCUGCUCUCCAAACACUAAAAUAGCCCCUUGGCAGCUUGUGCUUUCUUUACAUUAAUUGCAGUUUCAGCAACCCCUGUCACAAAAAACCAACUCUGUUCCUUGGCUAUCAUCAACCUUUCUGAAUGUGUUUCCAUAACCUUUGUGUUCCUGAAACUUGUGCAUGCUGCAGGAGCAGCGUGCACUCACUGCUGCUUUGUGAUGUCUUCAGUCAAGGUGUGGGGUUCCCAGAAUUCCUGCUGGGUUUUCCUCCUCUCCUGCUCAGUAUUGUUGAGGUUUUUUUUGGGGUCUAGCCCUUCAUGUUGCAGCAUUAAGGUCAUGUUUUACACUGUCAGAGGCAUCUGCAAAACUUGUGGAUUGUUUAGUGAAAUCUUGAUUUUACUGCUGGCCAGUUCCCAGUUCCAUAUGAAGAAAUACUUGUAAAUGGAAAAAAGAGUUCAGAUUUAUUUUUUUUUCAGUUUGCAUCUGUUUUUCACUUGUUCCAUGUGGGGUUUUCCCAGAUGCCUGCUGUACCUUUUCACUUGGAAGGUGUGGUAAAUUCAAGUCUGUGUUUAAAUUUUCAUUUGAAAGAAUCAGAAAAUCCUGUCAUCUUAACAACGGUAAAGGAGCAAUUACUUAGACAAUGUAGUGUCUUGGGAGAAGUUGGAAUCUUUUGGACCAGGGAGGUUGUGGGCAAAAGGUAGCUGGGCUGCAGCCCAGGAUAUGGCAGGCAGGUCAGAACUUGGGGGGCAUUAGGGCUGUAAAUCUUGCAGUCAAUGCACAAAAUAUUUUCUAAGAUUUUUGUCCCACACAGCUGGGAGAAAUGAGCCUUUUAUUUUGAUUAUAUUCAGUGCUCAGUGGAAUAGUAAGCUGAGUGAGGGUAGUAGAUUAGAAUAAACAGUCUGGCUGAGGUAGAAGGGGAAGAGAAAUCUGCAGAUCACAGGCACAGCAUUUAUUUUAGCACCCUAAACCUGUCUCUUGACAGCCAGUGGGUUUUCUGUGAUGAUUAUUAAACAAGAGGCAAAAGGUUGAUUGUAUUUCUGUAGCCAGUGGAGGAGAAGAAUCACUCCAGACAGAGGCAUUACUUCCCCCUGCUGUUAUUUUGUGUAAGGGCAAGAGUUGCCCUGGAAAACUGAAAAUCCCACACUACAAUUUGGUAGCUGGCACAGCACAGUUCAGACACAGUCUCGGUGCAUCCCUGUUCCUCUCCAGUGACUCCUUGGCACUGUGUGAGUGGGACAGACCAUACACCACAAGAGUGCAAUGACUGAUGGCAACUGGAAAAUGGCAAACUUGCUUGCAAGAAUAUUGGUAAAGAAAUAAAUGUGGAAUGUUUUUUUUUUAAUAUUUUUUUAAAAAUUAAUUCUCCUAAUAAAUCCAGCAGUAAGCAUGGGAAAAUGGGACACAAGAGCUUACAUCCUUUAAAACACAAAAGUACGUUUAAAGGUGAGGAAGUAGAAAAUUCUAUUAUAAAACUAAAAAUAUGUGAAAUGAAAUUAAACCUCUGGUUUUAUUUCCAGUGAUAGUAGAAGUUCAGGUUUGGGAAACUAGGUUAGGUGGAAGGAAGCUGCCCAGCUCUUGUGUUUUGGAUUAGGGUGGGCAGCAAAAUGUGCUGUUACUGUUGUGAUUGAGAUUCUGCUAAACAGAAAUCUAAUAAGGGAUUACCUCUUUUCACAGAAAAUUUUAGGACAUAGAGUUGCAGUGUAGCAAUCAAAUGUGAAAGAAAAUUUUGCAGCUGACAGGUAGUCAGAGCAACAGUGCUGCAGGAAUUUGCUCUCAUGAGAAAAAAUCAUCUGGAGAUUAUUUUUCACCAUCGAGGUGAACAAAUAAUCUCCUUGAUUUGUUCAUCAAAUUAGGAAUUCUUGAAAUUGAUGGUUUGUACCUUGUCAGUGAUGUGUUGUUUUGAUUUUUUUUUUUAAGGUUGUGUCUCUUUGACUGAGAUGAUUUCAUACCACAUUCAUUCACCAUCUGAUGGGCAGAAGCCUUUUCUUACAUGAAUUCUUUCAGGAAUCAGCUGUACUCGGAAGGAAAUGUAAAGAAUCUGUGAAUCAUAGAGAUGAGUUGGGCUGCUACAGCGCUCCAAUGUCAAUUUGCUUUUCUCAUCCCAUUAACUAAUAAUUUACCUGUGAAAUUCUUGUUGCAGAGGCCCUGCUCCAGGAGUUCUCCUGUCUGGACUGGUAAAGAGCCUCCCUGAGUUUCCAUCACCGCUCAAAAUGCGCAAGUCACAGAAUUGAAUUUCUUGCUACCUUUUUUCAUUUAAUGCCUGAGCUGGGGCCUUUGGACAAAGCAGCUGCACGUUCUGGCCAUGGUACCUGAGGGCUCCCUGAGUGGCUCCUUCUCAGCUGCUAGGCAGGGAGCAGGGGUUAGGUGAUAUUCCUUGCCAGAAAGCCUCUCUGUGCAAGGUAAUUCUCUGCUUGUCUGAAAGGCAGGGAAAGGACAGGCACUGAUGUCUUCUCUCCCUUCCUUCCCUUGUAGAUCAACAGGAACAGCUUCAAAUCCCAAUUCUUACCACUGCCUCUGCAAGCUGAGAGUAAGAAGUCCUCCCUCCAGAGAAAUGGCAGGUAAGGCUAGAGCUGCUGGGAGAGGCUGAGCAGAGGGGAGCCUUGUCUGCACAAGGGGUGUGAGGUGAGAGCUGCUGGGACAGGGAGCUCACCCUGAGUGAGGUAAUUCCUGACUCCAGACUCAGCUGAUCGUACAGCUGAGCUGUCACAGCCAAGUGAAUCCAGGGGAGGAUGGAAAAACCAAAAUUGCAGAAGUGAAGCCAAAGCUGUUGAUUUAUUAUAAUUUUCAAUUUUAAUAAUCCAAUGUUUUCUGUGACUGUACAUUGAGGUAUCUCUUCAAAUAAUUAAAUGUGUGCAAAGACAUCAAGUUCUGCCCAUAAUAAUUUCAAUGUUAGUGACAGCAGCAUUGGAAGGAAGGGAAGCUCAUAAAGGAGGGUACCUAAGGUUUAACUUUUCCAAGCAGCUUCCAUGUUCCAUUAGAGCUGUUGUUUGCCUGGGGCUUGAUGAAGAAAGGCAGAAAGAAGAGGAAUCAAAUAAGUCCAACAAAGGGAUACAGAAAUCAGUUUGGGUAAAUACAGAACUGUAAAAAAAACAGGGGAGAGUCUUUGGAAGAGAAGCUGCUGGAGUUUCCCAUGUCUCUUUUCCUGAGGUCUGCACCUUAGGGGUCAGAAUUUGAGUAAAUACCACCCCCAGCCCCAUGGAUGAGGAGGUAUUGUUGGCUCACCUAGGCUUAGGAGCAGGUGUGGACAGUUUCUUGUACUGCCAGGUGUCCCCUUCCUUGGCUGUAGGGAAUCUCUGGAUUAAUCUGUGCCCAAGUGUGUGAAACAGAACUUGGCUCACCAGGGUACACUGUAGGUGGAUUAUCAGCAAUAGCUCAUGGUCAGGAGGGGAGUACUGUCUCUCCCAGGCAGGCUGACUUUGUUUCAUCCUCCAGGUGCCAUCAGGGGUUUAUUUAUGGUAUUUCUGCAAAGGCUCUGCUGUGUAGUGCUAAUCUUUCCUUUCUCUUUUUUGAGAUGCAGUCUUGAGCAUUUCACCAGGACUUGACGCUGUGAUCAUUAUUGGUUUUAAAAGCUUAGGAACUACAGACAUUGCCAUCUUGUUAAGCAGACAAACCAUUUCAGUUCAGGUCCAACAAAUGCCAGCUCUUACAGAUAAGAAGCACUGUGGUAGGGCAACUGAUUAGAUUUUGCUUGGCUUAACUGGGAAAGGAAAGUUUUAAUCCAGGUUAUCCUCACUAAUAGUCUCAGACCACAGUAUAGAGGUUCCUCAGUUCUGCACUGUGCUUUGCUAAAAUAUCACAAAUUUCUAGAGAGGAAUGAAAUGUUCUCCCUGCAGAUGCCAGGAUGCUUUUCCCAGCUUCUCAGCCACGUUGCACUGGGAGAGACAAGCCCCGAAGCAGUUGAUACCGAGCUGAUUUCUCUCACAUCAACUCACCUGUUCCUGCAAAUGUCAUGAUCCUACUAAAAAAGCUAGAGGGCUUUUUAAGAGAAAUAUUUUCUAUUGGCUUUGAGCUCAGGUUGGUUUGCAUAAGAAAUUACUUCAAGGCCCUGACUGAACCUAAAGGGUUCCUCUUCUUCAAAAGGGAGCUACAUAAAUCAAGAUUCUGUCUACUCCCUGGCUGAUUUUCUUCCUCCUCUUCUUGCCUCAGCAAAACAUGUGUUCUCCAGUUUAUCUAAAGGACAAAAAUUACAUUUUCAUUCAGUUGUACAGACCAACACGGCAGUGCUCUGCGUCUUCCCCUGACCACCAGGAAAGAAGAAGGAUUUCUGGCACCCCAUUAGGAACACCCAGAGUCGUGAUGUUCCCAAUGCUUCAUACAGCAGUGGUUUCAUUUGUUGCUUUUCUGGCACACACUCCUUCUCUGUUGGCUGGCUCAGCAGCAUUUAGCAAUUGUUCCUUGCUUACGUGGAAUUAGUUCUUGGAUUAGAAUUCAGUCUCUCUGUGCAGUUAAUUUGUUGAACUAUGUGGUAAAAGAAAUGUUAUUUUGCCCUUAAUCAUUGUUAACAGAAACAUAACCAUGACCAAACUCUCUUGGAUAUACAUACAUUUUUCAAUAUAACGUACAACAAAAGGCAUUGUAUUAAAAAUUUCUAUUGAGUGUCAAUGGUUUUAGUUACAACCUAUAAAAUUACACUUAAUGAAUCCCAUAAUGUUUCACUCACCAGUGUCUCUUACAAAUGCUGAACUGGGAGCUGCCAAAGGAGUAUUGCACUGACUCUCAUAAUAAUAAUAAAAGGGUUCAUUACAAUCAUUCCACAUAAUCCUCCAUAACUUGCUGUUUCCAAGUUUUGUGAUGCUUUGAUGCUUAUUUGGCUACAAAAUGAAAGCCUUGUCUCCAGAUAAUGAAGGAAGGGAAGGUUGUCAUAGACCAUUUGAAGUCUGAGAAUAUUUGAUUCUUUCAUUGUUUACAGCUAGACUUGAGAAGGAUCAAAAAGAUUUUUGGAGGACGAGCUUAGUGUAAAGGCUUCUUUUUGACUUGUAGCAGAGGCAGUGACCAUAAAGGAGGUAUUAUCUUUAGGAAUAAAUUACACUGUAAUUAAAGCAAACUACAGAUUGUUUCAUACAAGAGGGACAGGGAGUGGAGAGCUUUUUCAAUAUGGAAAAAAACUUCUGUAUGUACAAGCCAGAAAGCUUGAUUUCAUCUAAAACCAAAGUUCUCUCUUUACUGAAAACUUCAGUUUAUUCUUACUCUUUUACACCUGUUCUGGAAAUCCGCAGACACCCAGAUUGCCACUAAUGACUGCACCUGAUUUCCUUCAGGAAGCUGUACCUAAUUAUCCAAAUGGGGCACUAAGACACAGCAGAGUAAAACAGAUUGAAAAUAUUUUCAGCUUAGUUCUCCAUUUGAAUUAACUCCAUUGGAAUGACAUGCUCUUAGGAUCUGAAGUGAAUGUUUUAGUGUAUAGAAAUGGAGAAUUCCCCUAAAAGGUCUUCUAAUAAUCCUUACUAUAUUUUGUUGUUUUCAAAGGCACAUCAACACAAAGCAGCAGGAUAUACAAGCAGCUAAGCCCAGAAUGUCCACUGUUGAGAAAAGGGCAUUUGGAUCCCACAUGGAAGAACCCAAGAGAGAGUAGCAGACUAGGAAUGAUUCUGCUUGCUUCUAUUUACAGAGGAUCCUGCUGCUAAGGGAAAUUGAUAUUGGUACUGACACCUUCACAAAAUGCUACCAAGGGUGAAAAUGAACCAUCAACAUCACAGCUGUGGGAAGGUGUAAGUAGCACUGGCUGCCAGGUUGAUAUGUAAAUGUGUGCAUUCCUGUAUCACCGUGAUGCAAAAUGUUUGAAGGAAAAAGUGUUAUUGCUCCUGAGAAUAUCCUUCUCAACCUCUUUACACAAGUAAUAAAAAUACUGCAAAACUCUGCUGGCCCAUUUCCUGGAAAUGCCAAUUUCUGUUCUUUGCUAGAGGUAGGCAAGAGAGCUUCUGACAAAUAUCUAAGUACAACAUGUUCAGCAGAGAAUUUCACCUGCCUCUGACUUGCAGGCUGAGAAGUACAAAUCAUGUGUGACAUGUCUAGGAAGGAGGAAAUCAACCAUCAGUCAUCAGCUGAUAAAGCCACAGAACAAGAUGUUUACUCCCAUUUUGGUUUCUUUGGUUACUGGUUUCUUUUUUUUUUAUUAAGUAGGAGAGUUACUACUUUUGUAACAAUAAUGUUUGCUUAAUAAACCAAUUUGCUUCUUAGCUGCACAUUUUUCUCUAAUAAAGACAUUUAUAUUAUUGAAUUUUUAUUUCCUUUUCUAAAAACUGACAUUGCCCUUUAAAUAUGAGGUUAUAUACCAAGAUACUUACCUUCAGCUGUUUUGCAGACAUGUGAUGUUUAGCAGAACAACUUGUUUCAGCUAGAACAAAUAAGGGUUAUCCAUUUUACCAGGGUCCUGUUGUUACGAUCUGUGUUGUUCUUCUCCUGUAUCAAAGUGCUCCUUCAAAUCAUUUGCAUCUGGCAGCUAUUUUUUCCAUACAUCAGCUGUGUUAAACAUAGGUUGAAGUCCAUGACUGAAGCUACAAGAUAGUGGCUUAUGCCACAUUUCACAAAAAUCUUUCACAUACUGCCAUGGCUAAAGACAAUACUUACACCAAAGUUCCUCCUGAAAGGAAAAAAAAAAAAUUUACAUAUGAUGUCUAAGUAUGUGAGGCAGAUGCCUGUAUCUUUAACUUUCCAAAACAGAGAAGCCCCUAAUGGGACACCCAGCCUUUCCAAAAUGCAGGCUGCACAAACCCUUCUGGGUUAACAGGAAUUGACGGUAAUUCUGGCAGCCAACACUGCCCUCCAGUGUGAGUUGUGUUAACUUCCUUCUGCAGCGGCUUCCUUCGUCAGGGUUAAUAAAUGGAUUCAGUGUGCAUUGCUGAACGUGUCAUCCCAUGACUUCAUUUAACUUUAUCUUAAGAUAAAUAUUGGUUUUUUUUUCAUAAAAUAUUUUUAAGAGCUAUUGGUUAUCAGCUGUUUCUCUCCUUUCUAUGUACUACUGCAAAAAUAAAAAGGAAUGUGGAAACACAUUAUUAUUGGAUCUAUAA
Molecule: messenger RNA, 15126 nt
Organism: Pyrgilauda ruficollis (rufous-necked snowfinch)
Lineage: Eukaryota; Metazoa; Chordata; Aves; Passeriformes; Passeridae
Gene: AFF1
Product: AF4/FMR2 family member 1
Exons: 22
Coding region: 213-3875 (1220 amino acids)
Biological process (GO): regulation of gene expression
Cellular component (GO): super elongation complex; nucleus
Source: RefSeq, a predicted model, not a curated record